Penicillium arizonense is the source of this 1161-nucleotide messenger RNA. RefSeq lists its product as uncharacterized. Gene Ontology annotation, cellular component: nucleus. The transcript has a single exon. The coding region runs from base 1 to 1161 and encodes 386 amino acids. Gene Ontology annotation, molecular function: DNA binding. The record is from RefSeq and is a predicted model, not a curated record. NCBI's taxonomy places the organism in Eukaryota, Fungi, Ascomycota, Eurotiomycetes, Eurotiales, Aspergillaceae.
AUGCCACCAAUUCGUACUAAAUCCUCUCGAAAUUUAGUAGAGCAGGAGGGUAGGAUCUUAUUAGCUAUACAGGCUAUUCAGAAGCAAGAAAUUGGCGCUGUUCGUGCAGCAGCGCGUGUAUUUGAUGUGCCUGAAUCGACACUCCGUACGCGCCUUAAGGGUUCUACGAAUCGCGCUGAAACUCGCGCAAACGGUCAUAAAUUGACUGAAAUUGAGGAGGAAUCUCUUAAAAAAUGGAUUCUCUCUAUGGACUCUCGCGGAGCACCCCCUCGGCCUUCUAUUGUACGAAGAAUGGCGAAUUUACUACUCGCGGCGCGUGGAUCUACCCCGACUACUUCGGUCGGUCAAAAUUGGGUUGCAAAUUUCGUGAAAAGGCAUCCGGAGCUAUCGAGUCGCUUUUCGAGGCGAUAUGAUUAUCAGCGCGCUAAAUGUGAAGACCCAAAAAUCAUUUACGAAUGGUUUAAUCUCGUCCAAAAAACGAUACUUCAAUACGGCAUCGACCCCGACGAUAUCUAUAACUUCGACGAGACUGGAUUCGCAAUGGGCUUAAUUGCGACCGCGAAGAUCGUAACGAGGGCUGAAUACUACGGUCGGCGAGUACUUUUGCAGCCCGGAAAUCGCGCGUGGGUGACUACAAUUGAGUGUAUAAAUGCUUCAGGGUGGGCGCUUCCUCCGUGCGUGAUUUUUAAGGGCAAAGUCUAUAUCGAAUCUUGGUUCGAUGGCCGCCCGGAGGAUUGGCGCUUCGAGGUUAGUCCGAAUGGAUGGACUUCCGAUGAAAUUGGCCUUCGGUGGCUCGAAAAGCUCUUUAUUCCGUCUAAUUCUUCGCGUACGAAGGGGAAGUAUAGACUUUUAAUACUCGACGGCCACGGAAGUCAUUUAACCGCGGAGUUCGAUCGAAUUUGCGAAAAGAACGAUAUUAUCGCAAUUUGUAUGCCUCCGCACUCGUCUCAUCUUUUACAGCCUCUUGAUAUUAGCUGUUUUGCGGUGUUAAAGCGCGCGUAUAGUCGGCUUAUCGAGUCAAAAAUGCGGGCUAGAAUCAACCACAUUGAUAAGCUAGACUUCCUCGAAGCCUACCCGUCCGCGCGAAUUGAGGCAUUUAAAUCGGAGACUAUUAAGAAUAGCUUCGCCGCCGCCGGUUUAAUGCCUUAUAAUCCCGAUUGA